AUGUCUGAAGAAGCGCGCCAAACCUCGACUGAGCAUUCGUCGCAAGACGACCCCUCCACCCUGAUUAAUCGCCGGAGGGUCGUCAUCGACCUCACGGAAGACCUCAAAAGCUGUGCCAACUGUGCCGAGGAUAUCAAGGACGCGGAGUGUGACUAUGCCCUCCACAUAACCGAACGCGAACGCAACGGUUAUGCACACGGCGGACCCCUAGGCAAGAAAAGGGUUCACAAGAUCUUCGGAUUACGUGACCCUUGUUUGUUAUGUGGAGAGGCAUUAAGAUUGCCGACGCGCCCUGCCGCUUGUGGGCAAGUCUUCUGUGACGGCUGCCUCCGAGAGGCUCGACAAUACAGCAGCAAUUGUCCAGCCUGCCGCACAGCCUGCUGCGAUGACCGUCAGUGCAAGAGGUGGACUUGCCUGCGUCAGAUCAGGGUGCAGGAUCUGGGAAAAGCAUCACUCGUUUGCAUCCCAGAGAGAGCCUCUCGUCGCGAUUGGAUCAUGGCUUGGUCCAUGGGAGGAUUCUCAGCGAGGUGUUGGGGUUACUACACUGGUGAUGAGAAUUAG
Messenger RNA from Hypoxylon trugodes, 561 nucleotides. RefSeq lists its product as uncharacterized. NCBI's taxonomy places the organism in Eukaryota, Fungi, Ascomycota, Sordariomycetes, Xylariales, Hypoxylaceae. Bases 1 to 561 code for a protein of 186 amino acids. The record is from RefSeq and is a predicted model, not a curated record. The transcript is spliced from 3 exons.